Messenger RNA from Sorex fumeus (smoky shrew), 1592 nucleotides. It is a transcript of the gene SPSB3, whose product is annotated as splA/ryanodine receptor domain and SOCS box containing 3. The record is from RefSeq and is a predicted model, not a curated record. Lineage: Eukaryota; Metazoa; Chordata; Mammalia; Eulipotyphla; Soricidae. Gene Ontology annotation, cellular component: SCF ubiquitin ligase complex. Gene Ontology annotation, molecular function: protein binding. Gene Ontology annotation, biological process: proteasome-mediated ubiquitin-dependent protein catabolic process. The transcript has 6 exons. Bases 235 to 1365 code for a protein of 376 amino acids.
GACGGCCUUACAGACAGCCAAUGGAGGCACGGCGUGAGGACUGACGCGCCCGACAGCCUCUCGGCAGCGGGGCGCCGCCGAGGGGCCCGCCCACCCGCCGAAGCCCCGGGCCGGGCGCGGCGGCGGGGCCAAUGCGGCGCGGGGGGCGGGGAUUGUUUACGUCUCGGCCGGGGCGGAAAGUGGGUCACGGCGGGGCCGGCGGAGCGCGGGCGGCGGCUGCAGAUUCUGCCCGCCAUGGCCAGGCGGCCCCGGAGCAGCAGGGCCUGGAGGUUCGUCCUGAGCGCAGCCCGCCGGGACGCAGAUGCCCGUUCGGCGGCGGGGGCCGCCAGCUGGGGCUGUGACUCCGACGGGCAGCACAGCGACCCGGACUCAGAGACAGAGUGCACUGCCCUGCCGCCUGCCAUCCCCAGUGCAGUGCCAGUGACCGGCGAGUCCUUCUGUGGAUGUGAGGGCCAGAGCGAGGCUGCCUUCUGCAGUGGCCUGCAUGGUGCCCACCGGGGCAAGGACUGCCGCUGUGGGGAGGAGGAUGAGCAUUUUGACUGGGUGUGGGAUGCUGGGAACAAGUCUUCUGCCACACGGCUAAGCUGUGACAACCGCAAGGUGAGUUUCCACGUGGAGUACAGCUGUGGGACCGCCGCUGUGCGGGGUACCAAGGAGCUGGGCGAUGGCCAGCACUUCUGGGAGAUCAAGAUGACUUCACCGGUGUACGGCACAGACAUGGUGAGUGGCGGGCAGAGCACGGGGAGGGGAGGGGGGCUGCCGGCCACCUCUGCCCGGCCCCCUCGUUCCCAGAUGGUGGGCAUCGGGACGUCGGCCGUGGACCUGGACCAGUACCAGCACACUUUCUGCAGCCUGCUGGGCAGGGACGCAGACAGCUGGGGCCUCUCCUACACAGGUCUCCUCCACCACAAGGGUGACAAGACCAGCUUCUCCUCGAGGUUUGGCCAGGGCUCCAUCAUCGGGGUGCACCUGGACACGUGGCAUGGGACCCUGACCUUCUUUAAGAACAGGAAGUGUAUAGGAGUGGCAGCCACAAAGCUGCAGAACCGCAAGUUCUACCCCAUGGUCUGCUCCACGGCGGCCAAGAGCAGCAUGAAGGUGAUCCGCGCCUGUGCCAGCGCCACAUCCCUGCAGUACCUGUGCUGCUACCGCCUGCGCCAGCUGCGGCCCAGCUCCAGGGACACAUUGGAGGGCCUGCCACUGCCACCUGGCCUCAAGCAGCUGCUGCACCACAAGCUGGGCUGGGUGCUCAGCAUGAGCUGCAGCCGCCACCUGUCCCCAGUCUCGGCCCCCUCCAAGGCCGCCUCUAGCAGCCCCGAACCCAGGCGCUGCCAGCGGAAGCGCUGCCGACGGACCGAGCAGUGAAGGUGGGGGGCGGGCGCGGGGGACGCUCUUCCUUCUGGCCGCAGGAAGACGGUCAGUCUGGGCUGCCUCUGCCUGCUGAGGUUGGGGCAGGCCAGGCUGGUGUCACAGGCCCAGGACCCUGAGCCCAGCUGCUGUGUGCUGGUGAGACACUGGGCACCAGGACACCAGGGUACCUGCCCCGGGAAGGCCAGUGCCCCGGCUGCCACCACAAGUCUCUUAACUCCUUU